Molecule: messenger RNA, 5025 nt
Organism: Eubalaena glacialis (North Atlantic right whale)
Lineage: Eukaryota; Metazoa; Chordata; Mammalia; Artiodactyla; Balaenidae
Gene: TTLL5
Product: tubulin tyrosine ligase like 5
Exons: 35
Coding region: 396-4394 (1332 amino acids)
Biological process (GO): microtubule cytoskeleton organization; protein polyglutamylation
Cellular component (GO): cilium
Molecular function (GO): tubulin-glutamic acid ligase activity; tubulin binding
Source: RefSeq, a predicted model, not a curated record
AUCUUUUUGCGGCGGAGGUAAAAAGAGCGGAAAAAAGAAGUCUUCUGCGGAAAGCAGGGCCCUGCGCCUGCGCUGCGCGGCGGUGACGACAAUUGUCCGCGCCCGAAGCCGAGCGUUGUCCUCGCCGGGUGGCGGGCGCCUGCGCAGUGGCUCCGAGCGGGCGGUUACUUGUUGGUUGUUGUAGUAACGGGGGAAGCAGUGGUCGGCUGCCGCCUUGAGCCCGGCUGGGGAAGGAAGAGGGAGGUAGGCGCAGAGCGCUGUCCCCGCCUGCCCGCCCCGAGCCAUGGGAAGAUGAAACAGGAAUCUGUGCCACCCAAAUUGUUUGAUCCAGUGAAUCUGCAAGGAAAGGUCUCUGAGGCCCCCGUCUGCUGACUGCAUGACAAACUCUAAAGGAAAUGCCAGUCGUGAUGGCCCGGGACCUGGAGGAAACAGCAUCAUCCUCAGAGGAUGAGGAGGCGGUAAGCCAAGAAGAUCAUCCAUGCAUCGUGUGGACCGGAGGCUGCAGGAGAAUUCCAGUUCUGGUGUUCCAUGCUGAGGCUGUUCUGACAAAGGACAACGGUAUUCGAGUGAUUGGAGAACGUUAUCACUUGUCUUACAAGAUUGUACGAACAGACAGUCGCCUGGUUCGCAGCAUCCUGACAGCCCAUGGAUUUCAUGAAGUUCACCCAAGCAGCACUGACUAUAACCUAAUGUGGACAGGAUCCCACCUGAAGCCCUUUUUACUUCGUACCCUCUCUGAAGCACAAAAGGUUAAUCACUUUCCCAGGUCGUAUGAACUAACCCGGAAGGACCGACUGUACAAAAACGUCAUUCGAAUGCAGCAUACGCACGGAUUCAAGGCUUUUCACAUCCUCCCUCAGACCUUCCUGCUGCCAGCUGAGUAUGCGGAAUUCUGUAAUUCAUAUUCAAAGGACCGGGGACCUUGGAUAGUAAAACCUGUGGCCUCUUCCAGGGGGCGGGGUGUCUACCUGAUCAACAAUCCAAACCAGAUUUCCCUGGAAGAGAACAUCCUGGUCUCCCGUUACAUUAACAACCCCCUGCUCAUAGAUGAUUUCAAGUUUGAUGUGCGCCUCUAUGUGCUUGUGACUUCCUAUGAUCCUCUUGUCAUCUAUCUCUAUGAAGAAGGACUGGCUAGGUUUGCCACUGUACGAUAUGACCAAGGAGCCAAGAAUAUUCGGAACCAGUUCAUGCACCUGACCAAUUACAGUGUGAAUAAGAAGAGUGGAGACUAUGUCAGUUGUGAUGAUCCGGAAGUGGAGGAUUAUGGGAACAAAUGGAGCAUGAGUGCUAUGCUUAGGUAUCUGAAACAAGAAGGCAGAGAUACAACUGCAUUGAUGGCCCAUGUAGAAGACCUGAUCAUUAAGACUAUAAUCUCUGCUGAACUAGCUAUUGCCACAGCCUGUAAAACUUUUGUUCCUCAUCGCAGCAGUUGUUUUGAACUCUAUGGCUUUGACGUGCUCAUAGAUUCUACUCUGAAGCCAUGGUUGUUGGAAGUGAAUCUCUCUCCCUCUUUGGCCUGUGAUGCACCUCUGGACCUAAAGAUUAAAGCCAGUAUGAUUUCAGAUAUGUUCACUGUUGUAGGGUUUGUAUGUCAAGAUCCUGCCCAGCGGGCAUCAACCCGGCCAAUUUAUCCCACCUUUGAGUCUUCCAGGCGAAACCCUUUCCAGAAACCUCAGCGUCCAGUAUCUGCACAGUUUCAGUCAUCAAGCACCAAACAGCGUUGCCGUCCACUCUCUGCCAGUGACGCGGAAAUGAAAAACCUUGUGGGCUCAGCACGGGAGAAGGUGCCGGGGAAGUUAGGUGGUUCUGUGCUUGGUCUGUCAAUGGAGGAGAUCAAAGUUUUACGGAGGGUGAAGGAAGAGAAUGAUCGGAGAGGUGGAUUUAUUCGCAUAUUCCCUACAUCAGAGACAUGGGAAAUAUAUGGGUCCUACCUUGAACACAAGACCUCCAUGAACUAUAUGCUGGCAACACGUCUCUUCCAGGACAGGGGAAACCCAAGAAGAAGCUUAUUGACAGGAAGAACACGAAUGGCAGUUGAUGGAGCACCGGAAUUGAAGGUAGAGAAUAUGAAUUCAAGGGCCAAGCUGCAUGCUGCUCUUUAUGAGAGGAAGCUCCUGUCUCUGGAGGUGCGAAAACGUCGACGACGGAGUGGCAGAUUGAGGGCAAUGCGGCCAAAAUACCCAGUGAUCACCCAACCAGCUGAAAUGAAUGUUAAAACUGAGACAGAGAGCGAAGAGGAGGAAGCAGUUGCCUUAGACAGUGAAGAUGAAGAACAGGAAGCUUCCCAGGAGGAGUCUGCAGGGUCCCUUGGAGAAAAUCAAGCCAAACACACACCCUCACUGACCGUUAUGGUAGAAAAUUCACCCAAAGAAAACGCCAUGAAAGUUCCUGAAUGGAAUAACAAAGGUGAACAGUGCUGCAAAACUGAGACUCAGGAGCCAGAGCCUAAAUUUAACCUGAUGCAGAUUCUGCAAGAUAAUGGCAAUCUUAGCAAAGUGCAGGCCCGAAUAGCAUUCUCUGCCUAUCUCCAGCAUGUUCAAAUCCGACUGAUGAAAGACAGUGGAGGUCAAACGUUCAGUGCCAGUUGGGCUGCCAAAGAGGAUGAACAGAUGGAGCUAGUGGUUCGUUUCCUCAAGCGAGCAUCAAGUAACCUCCAGCACUCACUGAGGAUGGUAUUACCCAGUCGGAGACUGGCACUUCUGGAGCGCAGAAGAAUCCUGGCCCACCAACUGGGUGACUUUAUCAUUGUGUACAACAAGGAAACAGAACAAAUGGCUGGAAAGAAAUCGAAGAAGAAACUUGAGGAAGAAGAGGAAGAUGGGGUGAAUACGGAAAACUUUCAAGAGUUCAUCAGACAAGCAAGUGAGGCUGAACUGGAGGAGGUGUUGACUUUUUAUACCCAAAAAAACAAGUCUGCAAGUGUCUUCCUGGGGACUCACUCAAAAAGUUCUAAAAACAGCAACAAUCUUUCUGAUAGCGGGGCAAAGGGUGAUCACCCUGAAAUGAUGGAAGAAGUGAAAAUAAAGCAGCCCAAGCAGCAACAAGCAACAGACAUUCACUCUGAUAAAUUAUCUCGAUUUACCACUUCAGCAGAAAAAGAGGCUAAAUUAGUCUAUACCAGUUCUUCCUCUGCUUCUUUCUCUGGUCCUGCUGCUGCUCUUCUGCAGAAAAUUCCCAACACCCAUUUGUCAUCUGUUAUUACCACCUCUGAGCUCUCACCAGGGCCAGGCCACCAUUCUUCUGUAUCUCAGAUUCCUCCAGCUAUCCCCAGCAUGCCUCACCAGCCAGCAAUUUUACUGAGCACAGUCCCUGACAGUGCUUCUCCCUCCAUCCAUCCUGGGACACAGAACGUACUGAGCCCCGCUGGCCUGCCGCGCUGUCGAUCAGGCAGUUACACCAUUGGCCCCUUUUCCUCUUUCCAAAGUGCUGCGCACAUCUAUAGCCAGAAACUGUCUCGUCCCUCUUCAGCAAAGGCAGCAGGUUCAUGCCGUCCAAACAAGCAGCAUUCAGGAGUAGCCAAAACACAGAAGGAGGGAGAAGAUGGUUCCUCAUACAGCAGACGGUACGACCCAAGUACGGUUACGGCUGAACUUCAGCGGCUAGCUGAGAAGCAGGCAGCAAGGCAGUAUUCUCCAUCCACUCACGUCAGUCUCCUCACCCAGCAGGUAACAAACCUGAAUUUGGCAAGUGGCGUCAUAAACAGAAGCAGUGCUUCAACUCCCCACACACUUCGGCCUGUCAUCAGUCCUAGUGGCCCAACAUGGUCAAUACAGUCAGACCCCCAAGCUCCUGAGAGCCACUCCGCCCCUCCUGGAAGCAGUUUUGUGCAACCGUCACCGCCAUCCGUCUCCAAAACUUCUGUCAUCAUCCCAAGGAGCCUCCAAGCAGGUGGCUUUGCCUGGGAGGGAGAGGUAAAGAACAACGCGUAUAGCAAGGCUACAGGGGUGGUCCCGCAGCACAAGUGCCACCCCACAGCAGGCAGCUACCAACUCCAUUUUGCCCUGCAACAACUUGAACAGCAAAAACUUCAGUCCCGGCAGCUUCUGGACCAGAGUCGAGCCCGGCACCAGGCGAUCUUUGGCAGCCAGACACUACCUAACUCCAAUUUAUGGACAAUAAAUAAUGGUGCAGCUUGCAGAAUUUCAAGCGCCACAGCUAGUGGCCAGAAGCCAACCACUCUGCCACAAAAAGUGGUGCCAGCUCCAAGUUCUUCCUCCUCCCUGGUCCCCAAACCCCCGUCCAAUCACAAACAAGUCCUCAGAAAGGCAGCAUCCCAGAGGGCUUCCAAAGGCUCCUCCACAGAAGGGCAGCUGGACGGACUCCAGAGCAGCCUUAACUCUGCAGCCUUUGUGCCCGUCACCAGCUCUACAGAUCCCGCUCACACUAAAAGAUGAAGCACAGACACGUGGAGGAGGAACCUAUUCACUACUCCACUACUCCUGGGUGCGUGACUCCAGUGAAGUAUCCACCAGUGCUGCAAGGGGUCCAGAGUAUUUUUUUUUUUUGCUGUUUCAGUCCCCAGUGCCUACCAGCAGAAGUGGCAGUAGAUUGUUGCCUAUCAGCCAAUCCAGACUUUUCCUGAGACGACAGGAAAACAUGUCAGCUGGGUUUCAGUGGAACUUGGCGGUGGGGACAUUCAGCGGAAGCAAUAUAUACCCCAUCAGAGCACACGUGUAUCUUUUACCCCUUUCACCCCCUCUCCCACCUGCUUAGGUCUUCUCUGUCCCUCUCCUGCUACCACACAGAGAUGAUAUAAAAGAGACUCUUUGGCUAUUUGCAUUUUGCUUCCUCUUCUUUUCAAGAUUGCAGUAUUAAGCUUUACCUCCUAAAAGCCUAAAAUCCCAACAACAUUAUGUACCAAAGUUGUUCUUCCCUUGCAAGAGGGUUUGGAGGAAAGGGGGAGUUUAUAUCACAAGUUUCCCGGAGAGUGAAAAAAAGUCCGUGUGCUGCUGACCACAUGAGCCAUGCUGAAGGCACCCUUUGGAAUUACUGAUUUCUAAAAUUAAUAAAGUAAGUCUAUUUUUA